AACUUCACUGGACCAGGGGAGCCCGACUCCACUCGCUGCGACACCCGGGAGCAGCUGUUAAUUAGGGGCUGUGCAGCCGAUGACAUCAUGGACCCCAGGAGCCUCGCUGAAACCCAGGAGGACCAGGAGGGGGGCCGGAAGCAGCUGUCCCCACAAAAAGUGACGCUUUACCUGAGACCAGGUCAGGCGGCUGCAUUCAAUGUGACCUUCCGACGGGCCAAGGGCUACCCCAUCGACUUGUACUACCUGAUGGACCUCUCCUACUCCAUGCUCGAUGACCUCCUCAACGUCAAGAAGCUGGGCGGCGACCUGCUCCGUGCCCUCAAUGAGAUAACCGAGUCGGGCCGCAUUGGCUUCGGGUCCUUCGUGGACAAGACCGUGCUGCCCUUCGUCAACACGCACCCUGAGAAGCUGCGGAACCCGUGCCCCAAAAAGGAGAAGGAUUGCCAGGCCCCAUUUGCCUUCCGGCACGUGCUGAAGCUGACUGAUGACUCAAGACUGUUCCAGACAGAGGUCGGGAAGCAGCUGAUUUCUGGAAACCUGGACGCGCCUGAGGGCGGGCUGGAUGCCAUGAUGCAAGUCGCUGCCUGCCCGGAGGAAAUAGGCUGGCGCAACGUCACGCGGCUGCUGGUGUUCGCCACGGACGACGGCUUCCACUUUGCUGGGGACGGGAAGCUGGGUGCCAUCUUGACCCCCAACGACGGCCGCUGCCACCUGGAGGACAACAUGUACAAAAGCAGCAAUGAAUUCGACUACCCAUCGGUGGGUCAGCUGGCGCACAAACUGGCCGAAAGCAACAUCCAGCCCAUCUUCGCAGUGACCGAGAGGAUGGUGAAAACCUACGAGAAACUCACUGAGAUUAUCCCCAAGUCGGCCGUCGGGCAGCUGUCAGAGGAUUCCAGCAACGUGGUCCAGCUCAUCAAGAACGCGUACAAUAAACUCUCCUCCAGGGUCUUCCUGGACCACAGCACCCUCCCCGACACCUUGAGAGUCACCUAUGACUCCUUCUGCAGCAACGGAGUGCAGCACAUGGGCCAGCCCCGUGGGGACUGUGAUGGCGUGCAGAUCAACAUCCCGAUCACUUUCCAGGUAAAGGUCACGGCCACGGAGUGCAUCCAGGAGCAGUCAUUUGUCAUCCGGCCACUGGGCUUCACCGAUACAGUGACUGUGAGGGUCCUUCCCCAGUGUGAGUGCCGGUGUCGGGACCAGGAGUCCCGCAGCUUCUGCCGUGGCAAGGGUUCCGUGGAGUGUGGUGUCUGCAGGUGUGACUCUGGCUACACCGGGAAAAGCUGUGAGUGCCAGACGCAUGGCCGGAGCAGCCAGGAGCUGGAAGGCAGCUGCCGCAAGGACAACAACUCCGUCAUCUGCUCGGGGCUGGGGGACUGCAUUUGCGGGCAGUGCGUGUGCCACGCCAGCGACGUGCCCGACAAGCUGAUCUUCGGGCAGUACUGCGAGUGCGACAACGUCAACUGCGAGCGCUUCGACGGCCAGGUCUGCGGCGGCAAAGGGAGGGGGCGUUGCUCCUGUGGCAAGUGCCACUGCAGCGAGCACUACGAGGGCUCGGCGUGCCAGUGCCGGAGGUCCACCGAGGGCUGCCUGAACGCGCGGCGCGUCGAGUGCAGCGGCCGCGGCCGGUGUCGCUGCAACGUGUGCGAGUGCGACGUGGGCUACCAGCCGCCCUUGUGCGCGGAGUGCCCGGGCUGCCCCUCGCCCUGCGGCCGGUACAUCUCCUGCGCCGAGUGCCUGAAAUUCGACAAGGGCCCCUUCGGAAAGAACUGCAGCGCGGAGUGUGCGACCUUGCAGCUGCGCGACAGCCCUGUGAGGGGCAGGACGUGCAAGGAGCGGGACUCCGAGGGCUGCUGGAUGACCUACACCCUGCAGCAGCGGGACGGGAGGGACAGCUACUACAUCCACGUGGACGAGAGCCGAGAGUGCGUGAAGGGCCCCAACAUCGGCGCCAUCGUAGGGGGUACCGUGGCAGGCAUUGUGCUGAUUGGCGUCCUCCUGCUGGUCAUCUGGAAGGCCCUGACCCACCUUAGUGACCUCCGGGAGUACAAGCGCUUCGAGAAGGAGAAGCUCAAGUCCCAGUGGAACAAUGAUAACCCCCUUUUCAAGAGUGCCACCACGACGGUCAUGAACCCUAAGUUUGCUGAGAGUUAGGAGCACUUGGGGAAGACAGACGGUCAGGACUGGCCAGAUGGGACCCCUGGACCAUACCUCCUCCAUCAUAUGACCAUGACAUGGUUAACCACUCUUGACAUAACCACGAUCAACCAGAAAAUCACCGUGGUGAUCACAUGGACUCAUCAAGAGGGACAUCCAUAUAGUCUUGCGCUAGAGACUUGAGAAGGGAAUGCUUAUGUCCUACAGGCAGAUACACAUUUCCCUGUGUGAAAGCUGGGACAGCAGUUGGAUUAAAGGUGGCAUAGAUGUAUCUAUAUUUAAACUAAUCAGGGUACAAAACUACAUUGCAUUGAUUAUACUGUAAGCCAAUUGUGUAUAGAAAAAAAUAAAAUAACCUUUCAUACAGGC
Messenger RNA from Galeopterus variegatus (Sunda flying lemur), 2532 nucleotides. It is a transcript of the gene ITGB2, whose product is annotated as integrin, beta 2 (complement component 3 receptor 3 and 4 subunit). The transcript has 13 exons. The annotation marks the transcript as partial. Gene Ontology annotation, biological process: cell migration; cell adhesion mediated by integrin; cell-matrix adhesion. Gene Ontology annotation, molecular function: amyloid-beta binding; integrin binding. Gene Ontology annotation, cellular component: cell surface; integrin complex; focal adhesion. The record is from RefSeq and is a predicted model, not a curated record. NCBI's taxonomy places the organism in Eukaryota, Metazoa, Chordata, Mammalia, Dermoptera, Cynocephalidae.